UUCUACUCCGGUUUAUACACCGAUUUCACUCGCUUCCAACACAAACGUAAUACCAACGUAUUUAAUCACCACCUCCAAACAAUCAAAAUGAAGUCCUUCGCCGCCAUCGUUGCUUUCGCCGCCGCUGCCAGCGCCUCCGCUGUGUACGCUCCCAUCAACAGCACCGUCCCUGCUCCCCCGGUCUACAGCACCACCGUUGUGCCCCAGUACACCACCGUCUGCUCUGCCGGUGCCACCGUCUCCUACGGUCCUUCCAGCUACAGCACCGUCAGCAAGCCCACCACCUUGACGAUCCCCAACUACACCAUCGUCACCCCCGUUCCCUUGCCCUCGGCUCCCGUUGAGAGCAAGCCCGUUCCCUCGGCUCCCGUCUACACCACCGCGCCUGCUCCUUCGGCUCCCGUCUACCCCACUGCCAACGGCACCGUUCCUGCUCCCCCUGCUCCCACCGGCACUGCUCCCGGUGCCCCAGGUGCCUCUGCUCCUCCCAACUUCCCGGGUGCUGCCGGAAAGACUGGUCUCUCUCUCCUCGCCGUUGCCGGUGCCCUCGCUGCUUUCUUGUAAGCGGUUUCAUCUCAGAGUUGAAUCGGUCUCCCCGAGUCAGCUUCAGGAUGGAUUUGUAGGGUAAUUGGGUCAGACAGGAUGGAUACGGAUCUUUUAAUGGGUUAAUGACUUACAUGGGCUCUGCAUCAUGAUCCUGCAUUGCGAUGUUGGAGUCUAUGGGGUCGCAAGCGCUUAAGCCACCACGCAUUGAUUUUCUGAUUGUACAAACCUUAAUAAUACGCCUUUGGUAAUUGCGGCAAUUGACACAAGUUAUCUUGUGUGUGUGGUCUGGUGAUUCAUGUUUAUAGAUUUCGAGCGCUAUUAGAAGAGUCUACCAAUUUCAAUCAACAUGCUUUCACCUUUUAUUCUUUGUUCGUUUUCGAAAUGCUCGAUUUUGUGUGUUCUCCGUCUGUCUGCUUCCCGAAAGCUGUCAUAUGUGUUGAGACUGUUACCAUGUGGAAGCAAAAUUUCACAAAACCUCCAGCAACCUAGUGACAGCGACAUAUGCUAUGAUCGAGUAAAAAAUACAGAGACACGUGCGCACACCCACCGAAGUAGACUACAUCUGAGGAAAAGCCCAUUUUCCAAUUACAGGUGUUCGGGGGCGAGCGAAGCAAGUGCGUACCGAUUUGACCCUGAAACUGGGAAAUUAACGAGAGGGAAACGCCGCGCCGGCCAGUCCAACGGACUUUGCCUGCCUGCAAAACAAUUAAUUGUUUUUGGCGAAAUUUACGCUCCU
This is a messenger RNA of Periconia digitata, 1282 nucleotides long. The record is from the annotation of a GenBank genome assembly. Lineage: Eukaryota; Fungi; Ascomycota; Dothideomycetes; Pleosporales; Periconiaceae.